UGUUUUUGUUCUUCAUAUGUAAAGAAAUCUGUCAAAGCGUAAAUAUAAUGGAUGUAUGGUUUGAAUUUGAUAAAAUAAGGUAGCAUGGACAUUCAAACCAAAUAAUUGCUUCGCUAGUCCAUGCUUAAAAGAAGCUUUAUAGUUUAAGAACUAUGCUCAUUUUAUCCGAUUACAUGUAUCAUGUCGUCCAAGAGUGAGUUAAAGAAAUUAAGUGAAGAAAGUUUGACGCGGCAGCCUGAAGAAGUAUUUGAUAUCAUAUGCAAAUUAGGUGAAGGGAGCUAUGGCAGUGUAUACAAAGCUCUUCACAAGGAGUCUGGUCAAGUCUUGGCUAUCAAACAAGUACCUGUUGAUACGGAUCUUCAGGAAAUCAUCAAAGAAAUUUCAAUUAUGCAACAGUGUGACAGUCCAUAUGUGGUCAAAUAUUAUGGAAGUUACUUUAAAGGCACAGAUUUAUGGAUUGUUAUGGAAUAUUGCGGUGGUGGAUCUGUUUCGGAUAUAAUGCGCCUAAGGAAGAAAACACUCAUGGAAGAAGAAAUUGCAACUAUUCUAUGUGAUACUCUUAAAGGACUUGAAUAUUUGCAUUAUAGAAGAAAAAUACACAGGGAUAUUAAAGCUGGCAAUAUUUUGCUAAAUACGGAAGGUCAUGCGAAAUUAGCUGACUUUGGAGUUGCGGGACAGCUGACUGAUACAAUGGCUAAGCGAAAUACUGUGAUUGGUACUCCUUUUUGGAUGGCACCAGAAGUCAUUCAAGAAAUAGGUUAUGAUUGUGUUGCAGAUAUAUGGAGUCUUGGAAUAACAGCACUGGAAAUGGCAGAAGGAAAGCCCCCAUAUGGAGAUAUACAUCCUAUGAGGGCUAUAUUCAUGAUACCUACAAAGCCGCCACCAUCUUUUCGGGAUCCAGAUAGAUGGUCAUCUGAAUUUAUAGAUUUUGUGUCUAGGUGCCUAGUUAAAAAUCCAGAUGAGCGAGCUUCUGCUUCAGAACUGUUGCAGCAUGAAUAUAUCAGAAAUGCCAAACCUGUGACAAUCCUUCAGCAGAUGAUUGCAGAAGCUAGAGAAAUUCAAGAAAAUGAAACGUAUCGGAGAGACAGGAUAAAUAAUUUGGAAUUUGAUGAUGAUGAAGUCGACUCUAGAACUAUGGUUGAGUUCAUGGGAGACUCAGGCACAUUAGUGCCAAGCAAUAAUGAAUCUGGCACAAUGAUUGCUCAUAGUGAUAGUAAUACUCUAGUAGCAAAUAGUGAUAUUGAAUCAGAUCUAGGUACUCUUGUAAUCAAUAGUGAUGGAGAAGAUGAUGAUUCUACUAUGAAAAGGCAUGAUACAGCUCCUCCUGGUGAAAAGAAAGAAAAUUACCGUCCAUAUUUCUUGGAUCAUUUUGAUAAGAAAGAAAAGGAACAGCAGCACAGAAAUGAGCUUUGUCUAAAUAAUAUCUCCACACCUCUGCCUCAUACAGGAACACCCCAUCCAAAUCAUUUUCAACAAAAUGCUUUAAAAUCAAACUCGCAGAAUAAACUCUCACAAACACCUGAAAGGCGGUUUUCUAAUCAUUUGCAGCGACAACUCAGUCAGAUUAGUAGUGUUGGGCCCUCUGCUGUUUUACAUGAACCAGCCAAAUUUCAACGUUCUUUUACUGAAGGUGAUUUUGAUUUUCUAAAAUUCUUAAGUUAUGAUGAACUAAGUAAGCGCAUGGCAAGCUUAGACUCAGAAAUGGAGAGAGAAAUUGAAGAGCUAAGGCGCCGUUAUCAAGCCAAACGACAACCAAUUUUAGAUGCCAUAGAUGCCAAGAAAAAAAGGCAACAAAAUUUUUGAGUGCUAUAUUUUUUGAAAUUGCAAGACAAAAGAACCUUGCUUUUUAGUGUGGCAUGCUUGACUAAAUGGCUGUUAUCUAAAGCCUUUGCCUUGUGAUGGGAUUUGUGAUAUAUUAUAAAAACACGCCUGCCUGAAAAUCUUAUAUCAUUGAGAAAGCUGCUGGCAGGAAAUUGGAAAAUUUAUCAAAUGCCACAAUCAUAUAAAAUAAUCCUAUUAAAAGUUUAAAGAAACUUGGAAUUUAUUUGUUUAUGCUUUUGUAGGUUUUAACUUUGACAACUUUGACAAAUAAUGAUGCUGUGAAAAUUGUGUAACAUGUAAGGCAUAUGUAGUUAACUAAAAUAUGUACAUCCAAACCAAUGGUACAACAGUUGAAUGAGUUCAAAUAUGAACUCAAUAAAUACAAAUUGUAAGUUAAUGUCUGUUGCAAACUUGAAAGGUGGUGCUUGUCACUAGUCAGUUUUAAAAUGUUAUAUUGCAGUAGUUCCUACUGGAACCAAGUGCCAGGCAUGAUGAUAGAUUUAUUGUUCCUGAAAAGUUUUUACUAAAUUAUGUUUAUUAUAUCUUGAGUGAAAUUUCUAAUCAGUAAUGCCAAGAAUGGUCUUGCAUUAUGAGAAAAUAAAGAUUUUAUCUGGUGUGUUAUAGUUACUUUCUCCAUAUGUUAUUCUAUGCUUCAGAUUAUAAGUUUUUGUUUCAUUGUCAUAAAUAUUCAAACCUAAAAAAAAUUUAAAAAAUAAACUUUAUAAAUGUAAUUCAGUGAUGUCUGUGCAGUAAUUUAUUGCUUUAUAUUUUCGUAAAUCUCUCUUUUGCCAGUUAAGCUUCCUUCUUUUCCUAAAAUCAUGUGGAACUAUUUUAUUGUGUAUCUUACAAUUGCUUACAUUAGUGAUGGAAUGGUUAUUUUUGUUAUUUCUUUCAUUUUGAGUAAAUAAAAUCAACAACUAUGCCGUAAAAUGAUGAAAAGUAGUGUGAAAUAUUUUCUGUUUUCAUCAUAAUCAGUUAUGUUAAAAUCAGUGUAGUAAAUUUCAAAAUAUAUGUGUUUGUAGCUAUGAAAACAUAGAGAUUUUAGAUUUUUUAAUAUUUUUAAAUACUUAGCUUCGUGAAUUUUUGUCCCAACAAAUGCAUUGCUUUGAUCAAGAUAAAGGGGCUUAGAUUGAGGAAAUGAAACAAGUGGUUUAAUCAGUUUUGUUUAUGAAGCUUAAAAUUCAUUGGUGUUUAAUAAUAUGACUGGUUAAUGAGUUCAAAAGUAAUGUAUUUAAAAAAUUAUUUCUGUAUAUUGUUUAUUGCAUAAAUACUUCCUUAUAUUUACUGUAUGAAUGUUUUUCAUAUCAAAUUUACUGAGGUCAGGAAAUCAUCUAUUUUGUGAGAAGAAAAUUGGGUGUUUUAACGUUUUUUUCUGUAGCCUGCAAUCGGAAAAGCUUUGUAAAAACAGUCAAAAUAUCUAGUUUUCAUAUUUACAAAACACUGUCUUGGUAUUCCUAAAAUGUAAUGUAUGUGAAUCAGUUUCUUUUAUAUUUACUUUUUUCAGUUAUCUGCUGUUUCAGCAAGAAAUGUAAAGGUUUUUUUUUUAAACUUUGAUAGAUUUAAUCUUAAAAAAAUAUUUCAAGAUAAUUAUUAGUGGCAAACAUUUUCAACAGUAAAUAUUAAUGUGCCAAGCUCUUGGUAUUCUGCUUGUCCAUACAAUAUUCAUAUAUGUUUGCAAUAAUUUUGAAAAUUCAUAAAUAUUAAUUGCAUGAUAUAUAUGCAUGUUGUUAUCCCAAACAAGAGAAGAAAUGAGACCUUAGUUGCCAUUUAUCUUGUUAUAUAUUUGUACCUGUCUAGUAUCUUUGAAGAAAAUUAUUGAAUCAAUACUGGCUAGAAGAAAUUUAUCUGUUCUAUUUCAAAUUAAGAGCUUCAGUUUUUAGAUGCUUUGGGGUUCCUGACACUGUCUGAAGUCUUGAGUUCUUGACACUUGUUAUGGACAAAUUUGAUAAACAGAAAAUAGCAGUAGAAAAAAAUUGUUAGCAAAAGUCUCAGUUUUUUGGGUCAAGUGUAUUUGGCUAGAGAGGAAAAAACUCUGCUAAAACAUAUUUGUAGAAUAUGUGUUAGUGGGAUUUUUUUUUUAUUAUUAUUAUUAUUAUUAUUUAUUUUUAUUUUGGAAUAUUUUUAGGCAUUUCAUCCUUUUCCUGCUUUUUAAAAUCAAAGAUCCAGAUCUGUACGAUUUGUAGAAUUUAAAAAAAAUUCUGUAGUAUUCAAGUUGUUUAAAAAUAUGGGAUCAGCUCUCAUUAAAAGUAAGAAUUAUUUAUUUUUCAUGUUAUUUUGUACAGUAGCAUAUGUAAAUAAUGCCUCAAGUCACAGUUUUAUGCCAAAGUUCUCAUUAUUUUGUAAUAUUCAUUUUAAAAAAUGCUGUACAGUUUUUCAGUAUAAUAAUCUUAGAAAAUAUGUUUUCUGUUGCAUUAAUGUAAGAGAGCACCUCCAUUUGGGCUGGUCUUGAAAAUGGCUUCCUGAAAUAGGAUUUAUUUUUGUUCAUUUUAUGUGUUCAUUGCUGUUUUACUUACUAUAAAAUGCAAUAUGUGAUUUGAUUGUGCAUUUCAUAUUGUUAUGAAGUCCACUGUAUAAUUUUUACCUCAAUUUCAUUAUAUUUUUGAUUUUAUGAAGUUGCUUAUUAACGUUGGAGUAACCACAAAAUAUGUGGGUGGCAAGUCCAGGCAUUUGCUGUCUUCGCAGCUACUGCCACAUAUUAGUAAGGAUGGGAAGAGGGGUGCUUCAAUAUGAAGUUGGUCAGAAAUGACUUUGAGGGUUGAACUCAGGUCUCCUGCAAACCUAAUAUCAUACUGCCAGGCAAAAGUGUGCUUCAACUUGUCCUGCUGAUAUUUGGAUCUAUUUCCUGGAGUGGGCCCUGAAUGGUCAUCAAGACUGCCUCACAGUCAUAAGCUGUAUGUGAUAUGCUGCCUCCUUGCACACAACCAGCUGCAUCACAGUAACAUCAACUAGAUGCUAACACUCCAGUCCACAGUCCAAUGGUGGAACACAUGCCGACAGAUCGAAGUUUGCCAUUAGGUUAAAAUGUCCUGAAGUUGAGUGGGCUUGCUCAUUGUUUGUACUGCUAUAUAUAUGCUGUCUAUUAAAUGAAGGCACUGUAAGAAGGCUUUGUGGUAGGUUUGCUUGUCACACAGAAAAGACCACUUCAGAUCCUCGUAUUUGUAAAAGAACUCUUGUGCAGUCGCUUGGACAAUCAGAAUUGUCAUUCAGUGGAUCACAUGUUCUGUCUUCAACAUGAGCAGAAGAACAAGAUGACAUUGAUUUUCUCUUGUGCUAUCUGUCAUGAACAAGUGCAACCAACAUUGAUCAAUAAACAGUUGGUUUUGACUGCCAAAUAUAGAUGACACAUGAGACUGAGAUCUGGAUUUUAAUGGCAGCAAAACAACUUUCCUCCAGCUUCCAUAUGUGCAAAUAUUUCUUUUUAAUGAUUUUAUUAAAGUGAAUGUCUUGGAGGACUUCAUUUGUUGGGAAAGUAAGACGUAUUAACAAUGUAGAUUAUUUUUUUUUAAUUCAGUUUAGAAUACUCUGUGAACCCUAUAUAAACAUGCAUUUUGUUUUCUUUUAGAAAUUCAUGUAAAUUAUUGUUUUAAGUUUGCAAUGAAGAUUGUUUUAUAAGCGGAGCCCUAAAUAUACAAAUAAUUGAGACAGUAGAACGUUGUUUUAUUCUGUAUUCUUUUCCUAGCUGUGAACAUGAUGAUGACAUAGUUGUUUUCAAGAACUUUUGUGUUAUAUUCAUUUAAAUAUAAACUAGUUUUCCGUGAUAAAAAGUCCUACCCAAAGAGCAGUCUCCAGCAAAUAGCUUUUAAGAUCAUUGUCGUUAUUUUUUAAAAUUUUCCAAGCAGCGUAAGCUUUAUCUUAAAGUUUGUUUUUGUUUUUGUUUUUUUGUUUAGGUUUAUUAGAAUAUUUUUAAUUAGGUAAACUGAAAGUAUAAUAGAAGUAUCUUGCAAGAAUAAAAGUAUCUUGCAUAAGUGCUUUAUUAAAAAGUAAUGAAACUUUAAAUUCUGUUUUGUUUUAUUCUUCAUAAUUCAUUAUAUAAUUUUUCUCUUGUUUGUUUACCUAAAGUUUAACAUGUCUUCUGUUUCUGAUAUUGCUUUUCGUGGUUUUUUUCUCCUAUAUCUGUACCUUUGGGAAUUUCAAUGUAAGAAAGUUUUUAAAUUAUAUUUAUUGCAUCUCUGUUAUGCGAGCAUUGUGUUAAGGUAUGAAACUUUUGUCAUUUAAAGUGAUUUACAAGAAUACACUUAUCGUUUUGAUUUCUUUUAAGUAUAUAAUAUGAAGUAAAGAUUCUGAAUAUUCUGCCUAUAAUGCCUGCCUAGUCAAAUAGUUAUCAACUAGAAAAAAUUUAAACUGUAAUACUUUGUAAAUAUUUUGCAGAAAUGUUAUUUUAAUUAUAUACAUGUUUAUUUCACAGAUUUAGUUAUGUUUAAUUAAACAAGUAUUUUUAUAAAUUUGUGCUGACUUUUGCACACUUUUUUUAUUUGAUCAAUUAAAGCAUUUCUCUGAUCUUUCAAAGAUCUUAUACAUAGAAUCUUCUGCCUUUCAUAUGUAUGAAAGAAUUUUUUUGAGUAUGGCUUGUUGCAUAAAUUAUUCCAUCAAGUUUUUUAAAACCCAUGUAAUUCUGCUUAAUAUCUCGUCGCUAUUAUCUUCAUAAUAAUGUUUUAUAUUCAAAAUUUAGUUAUUUUAUUUGCUAAAAUAUGUAGAAAAAUUGAAAAAAAUCUUAUUAACAGGAGAGGGGUUUUAAAAAAUGAAGUUUACUUAAUUGUAGUUCUUCCAUGAAUCUAUCAAUGCAAAAUUUCCUGUUUGAUUUAAAAGCUGUAAUCUGUAUUCACUGCAGGUCAUUUUAAGCUGGAAAUCUGCAAUGUGGUAAUAGAAGGGAUAUAUAUAUAUAUCAUUUCUGUAAAGUUCAUAUAUUAUACAUUUUCUGUGAAGUGGCUUAUUGUACUGUGCUUAGUUUUAUAAAUGCUGUGCUUUGAUCUCCCUGCUCAUUAUUGAGCAUUGUAUUAGUAGUCUGAUGUCAUGUGAGUUUGUAAAUGCAGCCAUACUUCUGAAAAAAUUUGCAUGGGAUUGCAGUUGCCUUUGUUAAACCACACAUAGAUAUCCGCAGUAAAUAACCAUAGUGUGCUUUUGACCUUAUUAAAUAAUCCAAUCCCUGAUUAGUAUUCUUUCAUAUUCUUGUUGGUCAUAUCCUAAUAUAUAGUGUCUCCCACACCUGUUCCUAGGAAGGCUAUAGAAUGUUUGUAAGCAUUUAAAACUGAAUUAAAAUCAUUCAAGAUCGAAUACCUAAAUCAUAAAAUAUCUAGUCAUUCUGUUGCAAUGAAUUAAAAGAAAGCCACCUAGCACUAAUGUUUUGCAAAAAAAUGCAUGUUUAACCAUUCCUUCCUUACCCUCAGAAAAAUUAAAACUGAAAAUACAUUUCUUUUUGUUCCAUGAAGGGAUUGCUAGCAGACAAUUUCAUAAGAAAAUACUUCACAAAGAGGGACCAACAUUUGCUGUGUAAUUUAUAAGGGCUGUGAAGUAUAAGCAGUAGCAUAAUAACAAUCCAAAUCUGAUGACAUAGUUUUUUUUAAUUGUUCAGUGUUUGCAUUUUUUCAUUGAAUCAGUCUUGGAGGAUUCUAAAUACUUAUACAGCUUUCCAAAAUAAAAGGGGAGAUUUCUGAUGCUUAAAAAAAAAAUUAAGCAUGCAGUAAGGUAUUUAUUAUUAAGAUCAUUUGCAUAGUAGUAAUAGAAGAAAAGUAUUCACUAUUAAAAUGGAUGCCUUUAAUUAAUUGUAUACGAGACCAGAGAUUUCACAUUUAACAUAUAAGUCAUCUGGCACAAAAUUCAGAGUGAUAGGUUGUUUAUUAAUUAUCACAGUUAAGUUUAUCAAAAUAUUCAUGCCAUUCAAUUGAAAGCUUGGUUCUUAGAACUGUGUAAUCUGUUUAAUUUUUUGUGGUUUAUUUUGAAAUGUUCGCAUUAUGUAAUCCCCCUUUUUUUCCUUCAGUUUUUAGUUUUUUCACACUAUUACUUUCCUUAUCAAAAGGUCUUGAUAUGUUGCAAAAAUAUUCUCAUUUGUUUUUCUAUUAACUUGCUCUCUUUUUUCUUUCACCUGUUAGUAAAACUUUUCAGUGGACAAUACAAAAUAAUUGUGUAGUUAUUGAAGAUGGAAGUUGUAAUGAAAAUUUUGAGCAAGUUAAUUUUAUUGUUUCCAUUUCAUUGCUGAAGGCUUACUUUAAUGAAAUCUUGUUUCGGUGAUAUAACUAGCCUGCAGCAUUUGAAUUUUCAUAGCUUUCUCCAAGUGUAAUGUGUAUAAUUAAUUAUUUCCUUAGGAAUCUUUCACUUAGAUGUCUGUUUAGGCAGAUUAUGAUCAGGUGUAUUGUUAUAACAAAUAAUCUGAUUUUAACCCAGUUUUGAUAGUUUCCCCUUCUUAAAAAUUUAGAAAACUAUGUGUCCUUUUGUAUCAAUUCAUUAUGAAGUAAAAGAACUGAGAGAUGUACUAAAAUUCAUUUAAUGUAAGAUCUUUACAUUAAAACUUCACUUCUCAAGCUGUAAUUUGAAAAUACUAAUAUAAAUAAAAAUUUCGUAUGUGAAUACUCAAAUUUUUGGUACACUGAACAACCAGAAAGUUUUCGUCCCCCCUCUCCUUUACUAGAAACAGAGAAUAAACCAUUACCAACCAGUUGCAACUGGUUUUGCAUCUUUAAUAUAAGCUUAGAUUCAAAAUGUCUGGUACUUAGAAGCAGUUAUAGACAUUCAUGUAGAUUAAUUUCUGCAUUUACUGUCUCCUAAUGAAUGAAAUGUUUCUGAAAGUAUAAACAUAUCCACUCUAGCAUUUCAUAAAAUAAUCUAUUUCACAAUCUUUUCAUAUCCAUAUUUCUAAGAGCCAUAUAUAUUCUGGAGUCAAUUAUAUUUUUAUUGGCAUAAUGUUUAACAAAGGUCAUCAUUCUCAUUACUUUUAGUAAGUGUUGAAAUUUGAAUCUUUGUUUGGUGGUAAUUUAAAUGGAAAUGUUAAGGGGAAAUUUUAGACAAGCAAUGGCUUUUGCUUUCCUCACAUGUAAAAAAUUUUACCAGCUGAAUAAUUUACUCCAGAAGGAAUAAAUCCAAAUUUAAGAGACGAGCAAUGUCUUUUGUGUUGUUCAUAUGUAAAAAAUUCUACCACUGAAUAAUUUACUCCAGAGGGAAUUCUUUUGUUGAAAUGCUUUGAUGAUUUUUGUCUAAAUUAACCCUAAUCAUUGGUCAAAUUCUCACGAACUGUUUAAGCUUCUAUUGACAUGCACCCUUACUCUUCGAAAUACUUUACAUGUUUGUAUCUUAUGGAUUUUUUUGCUGAUCCCCUAGCCAUUUUAAUUGCAUUAAUUAUUCCCACUUUACCUCUUUUUAAAUUGGAACAGAUUUUAAACCAUUAUUAUCAAGUGAUAUAUUAUUUCAAGCAUAGCGAUGGCUUGAAAUUAAAGACAGGAAAUUCUUUACUAUGUGUGCCCUUUUAUCAGCUUGUGUAAGAAGCUCCUUUUUAAUAGUAAAUUUAUUUACAAAACAAACUUUAUUACUGUGCUUUUGUUUGAAAAUGGCAUCUGGAAUUCUUGUGUGAAAUUAUAUAAAUCCUACAUUAACUGCCAACUGUAAAAUUUCUUAACUUCCGUAUCAUAUACUAUUUUUACUAACAUUGCUGGGGAAAAAAAAGAUUUUUCCUCUUGAUUUCUAAGUUAAACGGUAGGUGACAUUAUUACAGUUAUAAUAUUCAGGGUGAAGUUAACUUGGGAAACAUAAAGUGUUGUGCAUUCAUCAAAUGAUAUAUUUGAUAAAUAUAAUUUAGCAGAAAAGUAAUACCAGUAUUGUGUUUUUUAUUUCUUUUAUGCAACUGUUUAGCUGCUUACUUCUGGAAAAAAUUUAAUGGUGAUCAUUCAUUUUUCCAAGUACAGAGCAGUAAGUAAAGUGGAUUGGAAAUUUUGCAUAGUACUGAAUGAACAUCCAAAUAGUGGGGCAUCAAUUUCUAGAGUGUUAAAUACCAAGAAAUUCAUAAAGAGAAAACUAAAUCUUAUUCAGCUUUCCUCUGGAGUUCUCUGGUUUUGCCAUGGAGAAGGCAUAGUUGGUUUUGAAAUGCUGUUUAGAUGUACUAUGUGAUUUCAGUUAUCUCUGUCUUAAAUUUAUUUACCUGUUUUGUGCAGCAGAAACAAUUUAAACAACAGGAUUUCAUUUUCUCGUGUAUAAUACAGCUUGUAUUUUUCUCUUGUAUGAACAAUUUGUAUUUCUUUAAAAAUUUUAAUUUCAAUUCAAAUUUUAAUUAAUGCAUAUCAUUUUUAUGUGCAUAAGAUGAAUCGGAUAAAAAUAGCUUUGUUUAUUCUUUUCAAGGUUUGAAUUUUAACACAGAAAUUCAUUAAAUAUAUUUUUUUUUAACAUUAUUUACGAUUUUUCAUACUCUUUUGCUUUGUUGUAAGCAAACUAUAUGCAGGUACCCAGAAAUCAAGCAUUUUAGAUUAUUGUUUUCAGAAUUCUUUUUAUAGGCGUCAAAAAUUAAAUUGCUCUAAUUUGUGUAUGUGAGGAAAUAAAUUUUUUAUGUUAAACAUUUGCAAUCAUUUCAUAAGCUCAUUUUCCUUACCUUGUAUUUUAUCAGUUUUACAAGGUGUGCCUUGAGUAACUGUGUCCAGUGCCAGAAGUAUAUAUAUUUUGUGAAAUAUAGUAAACUUAACUAAAGUCACCAGUAUAGUGAGUGAAUAGUUUAGAAAUUUAUGCAAGUACCAAAUUAUUUUAUUAUUUGGUGCUUGAAAUGUACUUUUUUAUGGGAACUACUGAAUUGGACCAUUCAUCAAUUUAAUACCUUUUUUAAUACAGGAAUAAUUGCUUAAAAUUUUUUUAAUGUUGAAAUUAUUUUUAGUUGAUACACAAGGAUAAUAAUAGUUAGAUUUUUUUAAGGAUUACUUUUUAUUAUAUAAUUCUUUAUUUGAGUAUUUCAUUGCUGCUUUCAUGAAAAACUGUUUAUUUCAUAUUUUUAACAAAACAUUUUGAAACAUAUACGUAACCAUGGUAGUUUAUCUACUCAUAAUACUUUAGAAUUUAGGAUAAAUCUUAGCAAGCAGGUCUUUGUUGACAUGUAUUAAAAAAUUUUUACUUGUUAUUUCUGAAUGUAACUUGGUAAUUAAUUGUUGAAUAAUGCACUUUUGAUAUAUAUUAAAUGAAUGAUUGUAUUAUAAUUGGCUAUGUAUUGUGUGGGAAAAAAUACUGAAAUAUUUGAUUGAAUUGAAAUACAGUUAUUUUAAAUGCUGCA
Messenger RNA from Stegodyphus dumicola, 11053 nucleotides. It is a transcript of the gene hpo, whose product is annotated as serine/threonine-protein kinase hippo. Gene Ontology annotation, biological process: signal transduction; protein phosphorylation; protein tetramerization. The record is from RefSeq and is a predicted model, not a curated record. Gene Ontology annotation, molecular function: ATP binding; protein serine/threonine kinase activity. NCBI's taxonomy places the organism in Eukaryota, Metazoa, Arthropoda, Arachnida, Araneae, Eresidae. Gene Ontology annotation, cellular component: cytoplasm.